GUACUAACUGCGCAAACAGUGGGACGUACCUCCACUGAAUCUGUGGCGCAACAUUUCCCAUAAACGCUUUUCAUUUCAGGAAGUCUGGCAUUGAACUGUCAAGGCGCAGCAGCUUCCAACGAGAAAGAGUCGGAUUGUUGUUCCUGACGCUCAGUUAUGGAGUAAAAGGCUUCAGAGGGGACAUGCAGAGGUUAUUUUGAUUCUUGUCCUUAUUUGUUGGUUCAGAGCUCCUCCAGUUUCAUAGCUUUAAAAAGAACAUGUCUGCUGUUGUUGGUGUCAGACGCGUUGGCCACAGGAUGUACAUGAUCCUGCUUAUUUUGGGAAGGAUUUGGACUGCACUCACUAUCAGUGGGGCUGAUACAGGACUUAAUCUGCUCUGCACCAACGACUAUGAAGAAUCCAUGUCCUGUAACUUUUACGCACAGAACUGUUCCGACUACAGAAUGACUCUUAAAAAUGAGGAAGCGGAGGAGAAGUGCAGCUUCAGUCCAUGUGACAGAGGAUGUUGUUGCUCCAUCAAUAUGGUCCUGGUUGAUGGGGAGGUUUUUAUAGCCACUGUUCUGAAAGGAAACCAGAGUGUGGAGUCUAAACAGAUCAGUAUCCGAGACAGCAUAAAACCUAAAACUCCAUCAAUCGUCUCAGUGGAAGAAUUCAGAGGUAAUUUUGAGAUUCAGUGGAUGACAAAUGUGGUUAAAAAAUCCAUCCUUGAUGAUCUGAAGGCUGUGGUGACUUAUUGGAAAAAAGGAACAAAUGAAACGCAGAAAACUGAAAAUUUAACGGCAAACAUAAAUAAGCUGAGCUUCCAUGAAAUCAGUGGUCGAGACUUGGAGCCAAGUACAACGUAUGUGGUCAGUCUGAAGACCUACACACCUCUGAGUGGCAGAUUUAGUGACAGCAGCAAUGAGAAGGAAUUUACAACUGCUGUGUCACCCUUCAGUCUGCAGAUGGUUAUUAUCUUCAUCCUCAGUAUUGCUGCAAUCAUCGUCAGCUGUGCAAUAUUUGGCAGUUACGUAAAGUUGAAAACAAAUUGGUGGGACAGACCUGUCAAAUGUGAAAAACCAACAAUUCUAGAUAUACAACCAAAGACACCGAAGAUAUUGACGCCUGUGUUGCCCAUCAUCUACCCUGUCAGUGUUGAGCCCACUACUCCAGACGCAGGCAAAACAGGGUCAAAGGAGUCGCUGGCGUACAGCAGCAGUGGGAGUCCUAAAAGCAGUGGAAUCAGCAUGGGAUCCUCUUCUUCCAGCUAUGCUAACACCGAACCUGUUGAUGUUAUUAACAGUGUUAAAGCAGCCCUCAUGAAAACCUUCCCCAGUUUUGGCCCAGUGUCACCAGGGGCCACAAAUUUGCUCGAAGAAUCCGACAAAGACAGCGGUUUACUGUCCUCCACGUACAAUCCCUUUGAUGUCAGAGCUGAGGCUUCCAGUUCAGGUUCAUCCUGCUUUUACAAUAAGACCUACUCUAUUGUCAUACCCAGCUCUCCACAGCAGAUCUUGACCGGCGUCUCAGAGAUUCAGACACAGGCUGAAAUGCCUUGUGAGUCUGCGUACCAUCCUAGUGAGACUGACAUGUCGACCUGCCAGGCUCAGCCACUUAUUAACAUAUCACCAGUAGUUUCACCUGCCAUGACAACAGACAUGUCAUAUCAGCAGUGCAACAAUGCAGAUUCUGGGGGAUUUUCAUAUGCAGAAGAUUCCAGUCAGUCGUCCCUCUCAAGUGGAUCUGAGUCCCAGUGUGACGACUUUAAUGAAAUGAUGAGUGAUUGUAUGAAGGAAAACAUGCCUGGUGAAGAGGUCACUAGGUGUGAUGAAAACCCAUGCUAUGGUGGUGUUCCUCAGGACUUACACAGCUCUCCUCUAGUGGAUUAUGAGUAUCAGGCAUUUCAAAGUGUUGUCAAACAACCUGAUAUUGUGAUUCCAGAGAGCAGAUACAGUGAAAAUGCUCCAGAUGAGUCAAAACCAAUACUGCCAGAAAUAAUGACUAACACCCAGAGUACUGUGGGUCUGCCUGUGUGUCAAAGACCUAUUUUGCCUUUUAUUUCUGCUGACCAGUCUACGUCUUUGUUUGUAGACAGUGGUUAUCAAAGUGUCUAGUGCAGAGUGAGGAUUUAUUGUGAAAUUUUGUGCAUCAGUGAGAAAUGGGGAAGAGACAGACAGACUGCUGUGACUCAUAUGAUCCUGAAUGUGUUUUAAUGAUGUUACUGAACUGAAACCACAACAAAACAAAGUCCUAUAAUGGUCUAUAGAAAAUUCAUUGAGGGAUUUUAAAUGCAGAAUGGUUUUUAAAUUAUGUGUUUGCAUUUAUCAUUUUAUACUUGCCUUCUAUUUUCAUGUGAUAUCAUGUGCUAUCCUUUCUUUAAGAUGGUUAAUUGCGCUGCAGCUUAUCUUGGCCAUAAUGCUCCUGUUCCUGGUUAAAAAAAAAAGAAGAAAAAAAAGCAUAAUGUAAUAUCAUACAUAACCCCACAUUUCUUACCAAAAUUUACUGUGUGGAUUACUUGAAUAUGUUUCAACACAUUUCCAUGACAACUCCAAUCACUGCUGCUGCUGAUGGCCAAAUAUGUAGAAAAUAUGUGUGAAUAUAUGGCCAAACACUCCAGAAAGAGAACAAAUAGAUGUUGACGUGACGUUGUGAUACGAGCCUUUAAUACCUGAAUGUAUUAAAGGUUAGCAUGGAUAUAUUCUCUUCAUUACUUUGAUGUGAAACAGGUUUAUUUUGAGGUAAUUGUGCUCAGUGGAUUCUGUACAGGUGUUUUUAUGUUACUUGAAAACCUUUUGUAUUAUCGUUUUAAACCUUAAGUGUGUGCAUAAAUAAGUCAUGAAAAUAUUAUACUUUAAUACUAAAUGCAACUGUUUUGAACCCAAUAAAUUCUCUGUUUUCUUAUGGCUGCUGUUGUCAGUUUAUGUAGUGCAUCAGUAUCACAUGUGAUACGUACGUAACAUGAUUUCUUUUUCAAAUUAAAACCAGUCUCUGAAUGUUAUAUGAAAUGAAAACCACGCCAUGUGAAGUCAACCAUUAUGUCCACAGCUAGCAAAAUGUUAAUGAUCCCUAAUUCACUUUAGAGCCGUUUUUGGUCACAAAAAAAUGUGGACACUUUUGAUGAUCAAAUCCUGACAAGCAAGUAUUGAGAGUUCCAAAGAAAACUGCAGUAUAAUGGACUGAAUACUGCAGUGAGAUACAAGAGUCAUGCAAUUUGUAUUGUGACUAAUGCAGAGGUGGUGCUACUGAGCGUUAUGAAAUUACUUCCUCAUUGCCUUUCUCUGGAACUGCUGAACUACUUCCACAGAAGCAGAUGUCAUCUAGUGUAUAAACAAAUCAACAAAAAGGAAUGAAAUAUGUAAAUUUGAAACAUGUUCCAAUAAAAGAUACGAUCUUGA
Sphaeramia orbicularis (orbiculate cardinalfish) is the source of this 3374-nucleotide messenger RNA. RefSeq lists its product as uncharacterized. The transcript is spliced from 9 exons. The coding region runs from base 258 to 2093 and encodes 611 amino acids. The record is from RefSeq and is a predicted model, not a curated record. Gene Ontology annotation, molecular function: cytokine receptor activity; protein binding. Gene Ontology annotation, cellular component: external side of plasma membrane. Gene Ontology annotation, biological process: immunoglobulin mediated immune response; cytokine-mediated signaling pathway. Lineage: Eukaryota; Metazoa; Chordata; Actinopteri; Kurtiformes; Apogonidae.